GACCAUUCCUGUAGUCUAUUACAAUAAACUGCUAGAAUGGUGCUAGAAUUUUUAGCAUGCAUAAUGGCGACGAUUUCUUUUUGACAGUUGACUCUACUUUUGGCGCACGUGUUUUCUCACGCACCGUCCUCAAAAAAUCAAUUAAAAUAUGAAUGCCGAAAAAUUGAAGAAAUUGCAAGCGCAAGUGCGUAUCGGUGGUAAGGGUACUCCUCGUCGCAAGAAGAAGAUUGUUCACUCCACCCCCGCUACAGACGAUAAGAAAUUGAAUUCUUCAUUGAAGAAAUUAUCGGUCAACACCAUCCCCGGCAUUGAGGAAGUCAACAUCAUCAAGAACGAUGGUACCGUCAUCCACUUCAACAAUCCCAAGGCACAGGCUUCGUUGCCCACCAACACCUUCGCCAUUACCGGUCAUGGUGAAAACAAAUCCAUCUCGGAAAUGUUGCCAGGUAUUUUGACACAAUUGGGUCCCCAAGAUAUUACACAGUUGAAAAAGAUUGCCAGUGAAUUGGCCAAUAAGAGUGGUGCUGCUGCGGGAGCUGCCGCCGCCGGUGCUGCUGCGGCAGCCAAUGCUGGUGAUGAUGAUGUACCCGAUUUGGUGGAAAACUUUGAAGAAGUCGCCAUUGGUGGUGCUGCUGCCAAGCCUGCUGAAACUUCAGAAGCUGCCAAAAAGCCCGAAGAAGUACCAGUAGCUUAAGAACAACAACAACAACAAAA
Molecule: messenger RNA, 714 nt
Organism: Musca vetustissima
Lineage: Eukaryota; Metazoa; Arthropoda; Insecta; Diptera; Muscidae
Gene: bic
Product: transcription factor BTF3 homolog 4
Exons: 2
Coding region: 149-694 (181 amino acids)
Cellular component (GO): nascent polypeptide-associated complex; cytosol
Source: RefSeq, a predicted model, not a curated record